This is a messenger RNA of [Torrubiella] hemipterigena, 1734 nucleotides long. NCBI's taxonomy places the organism in Eukaryota, Fungi, Ascomycota, Sordariomycetes, Hypocreales, Clavicipitaceae. The record is from the annotation of a GenBank genome assembly.
AAUCAAUCUAGCUGGAUAAAAAUGCCUCGACGACGUAAUACCAGACCUCUUAUACGGACAGCCUGCGACGAGUGCCAUGCACACAAGCUUCGCUGCCAACAGCUCCACGACAAGCCGCCAUAUCAGUGCACGCGCUGCUUGCAAAGGAAUGUCAUGUGUGUCUUUAGCCCAAGAAAGCAGCGCGCACGGUACUAUCCUGGUAGUGAUACAGCGAACAGUGUCAACUAUUUCAAUAUUCCCGAUAUGCAGCAGUAUACUCGCCUCCAACUUGACAAUGAUACGAACUGGACGGUCGGCGAUGAUAUGAUACAGCUAAGCCAAGAAACACCGUUGAUAUAUAGCGUCCAAGACCAGUACACCAAUAACGAAGCAUUGUCACAACAAGCUACGUUGGAUCAUGACCCGCUGCCAUGGUGUUCGUUGGAAGUCUCAACGUCAUCAACGCCAUCAUUGUCUGAUGGGUGGCUUGCAGACCAACAAUCUGCUUCUGGUGUGCCUCUAGAUGUCUCGCUGGCCUCUGAAAAUGCAUCUACAACAACAAACCCAGUCCGAGUAUUAGCAGAUCUAAACGUCAGUCUGUAUGAGCAUAUGGCCACACUCCCACCAAUAUCAUCAUCCGUCCAAAACCGGGCGCCAUCGACACAUGGCAGAGUAUUUGCUAUUGAUAAGACGUUCCAAAUGACACAGAUGCUAGUCGAUACGCUCAAACAACUACGUCAGUGGCCCUCCUCACCGCCACUACUAUCUACCUAUUUCGACGCUGCCACCGUUCUUCUUAUUCUAUCUUGUUCAGAUCGCAUCUUCAGCCUCUAUAGACUGAUAUUUGGCCACAUGCGUGGCUGUAUCCGCCACAAGAUGACACCAGUUGACAACAACAAUAAGACAAUAUUGAUCCCUCAGCUGCGAAUAGGCAGCUUUACACCACCAACGCCAAGUGCUAUUUCUAUGCAGAUGCUUCUGAUUAUAUUGACGGCCUCGGAGUUGUUUGAUCAGCUACGCGGCGUGUUGGGCAUCUUCUGCCAGCAAAGUAUGGGACAGGAAAGCAGUGACGGAAACAAUGAUAGCAUUACAAAAGACAUAAUAGAUACAGGGAUGGUCUCUAAGCCUGUAAGUGGCAGUCACGGACGCUGGGAAGACUGUGUCGAACUAGGUACCAGUGAGGUGGUGACUGGUGAUACUCCCGUGGAAUUCCAAGACCUACCCGACAUGGGCGUUCUACAGCGCGCUAAAGAGGUUGCUACGGAUAUCUUAAACACCCGGAAGCUGCUUUUAGCUCUGCCAACUUUACGUGGAGAAGGAGCUUUGUGGGAAGUCGUGGGCUAAGAGACCUCAACGUCGUUUGGCACGUACGAGUCUCACCUCGUAUAGAAUCGAAAACAACUACAUAAUCAUUACUGUACGGGGAUAUGAGAUAAAUUUCAAUAUAACAUUCAUGUUAUGGUAUUCUCCAUAGAGUAAAGUACGGAAUAUCCAUCUCUACUUGGUAGUUUCGGGUGCUCCCAUUGCGCUGGGAGGGGGGUGGUACCACUCCUUCUACGUUACGUUACUACCAUCGAUUUUCUUGAAAAAGUCGGGUACAGGCUUUCCCCUUCUAGCAAAAACCUCAACCAUAUCUUCUGGACUUAAUCCCCAGGCAUUGAUAACGGUUGGCGGGCUGGUGCUGUAAUCGAUCGAUCGAAUUACACCAUCCAAGCAAAAGGUGUACAUGUACAUGCUUUUGCCCUCGAUGGGUUU